AUGGGUCGUAUGCACGCUCCCGGCAAGGGCAUUUCGUCCUCUGCCCUUCCUUACAAGCGCGCCCCUCCUUCGUGGCUCAAAACUACGCCCGAUGAAGUCGUCGAGCACAUCAUGAAAUUGGCUCGCAAGGGUCUCACUCCCUCUCAGAUCGGUGUUACCCUCCGUGACUCGCAUGGUAUCCCCCAAGUGCGCUUCGUCACCGGUAACAAGAUCCUCCGUAUCCUCAAAUCUCACGGAUUGGCACCGUCCAUCCCAGAGGACCUUUGGCACCUCGUCAAAAAGGCGGUGGCCGUGCGCAAGCACCUUGAAGUCAACCGCAAAGACAAGGACUCCAAGUUCCGUCUUAUCUUGAUCGAGUCUCGUAUUCACCGUCUUGCUCGCUACUACAAGACAAAGCAGCAGAUCCCUCCUACAUUCAAGUAUGACUCUGCUACUGCUUCCACUUUGAUUGCGUGA
Molecule: messenger RNA, 456 nt
Organism: Suillus clintonianus
Lineage: Eukaryota; Fungi; Basidiomycota; Agaricomycetes; Boletales; Suillaceae
Product: ribosomal S13/S15 N-terminal domain-containing protein
Exons: 3
Coding region: 1-456 (151 amino acids)
Biological process (GO): translation
Cellular component (GO): nucleolus; ribosome; cytosolic small ribosomal subunit
Molecular function (GO): small ribosomal subunit rRNA binding; structural constituent of ribosome
Source: RefSeq, a predicted model, not a curated record